Molecule: messenger RNA, 1310 nt
Organism: Mizuhopecten yessoensis (Yesso scallop)
Lineage: Eukaryota; Metazoa; Mollusca; Bivalvia; Pectinida; Pectinidae
Exons: 2
Coding region: 50-1237 (395 amino acids)
Molecular function (GO): protein binding
Source: RefSeq, a predicted model, not a curated record
AAACUAGCGCAAGCUGCAAUAAUAAGUCAGUGUCUGUUAGAACGAUAAGAUGACCACCAUGUUUGUGAAUCUCGUACUGAUCACAUGUUUGACCGGUUCUUUAGGAAAUAUGGUUGAAAAAGAGCUUGACCCUGAUAUUCCACCUCUGCUGUUGCAUGUUCUUGACCCUGGCAGCCUGCCGCUAUCACAAAGGGACCCAGAACCUGGAACUCCUCCCCUACAACGGCGGGACCUUAAACACGAAAAUCCCGCGCUAAAACGACAGGAAGUUGACCACGGAAAUUCACCUCAAGAAUGGCAGGACCUUGUCACUUUCGUUAACGAGAAAAUUGAAGGUAUGGAACGACUACUAACCGAAAAGGACGAACGCAUUGAUCAACUGGAAUUAAACGUAGCUAUUCAGAAGACUGAAAUCAAGCAGCUAAAAUGGGGGUUGACGUCACUUGAGGAAGAAGUAUCAGAGAAAAAUGAAGUUGUCGGCAAAUUGGUGGCAAGAGUAUCAGCCUUAGAGGGAAUGGUGAUGUCUGAUGCCAUUACAAGUGGACGUGACACUGUUAGAUCUCAGAGGACUGAGAACGAAUCUCAAACUGACCUGGUCAAAACUUCGGACUCCAGACCUGGAUCUAAUGCUGAGAAGAUGUUAACCUCACCACCUGCUGUUCCUAAAACCUCAAACUAUCAAAAUGCUAGAACUGUGCUGCCUCGCUUUGAGUAUCUCCUGAAUAAAUCUGACGACGAAGAAUAUGUUGUAAACACUGAUAACGGGUCCGAAGAUUUAUCGAUAGCGAAGCACUCAAAAUUCCAACAAAAACGCGUAACGCCUAAAGCUACCAUAGCUUUCCACGUUGCUUUGUCCACCAGUAAAGUUGUCACAGAAGACGACGUAGUAGUGUAUGAUCAGGAGACUCUGGACCAGGGGAAUGGAUACAACCCAAGGGAAGGGCUUUACAUUACCCCGGAGUCAGGGACCUACGUCCUCACCUGGACCACUCUUUGUAAUGCACAUGAAGCAAUUCAGACUGUUCUUGUUGUGAAUGGAGCUGUAAAAGGAGUAUCGUGGACAGAUUCGAAUGAGAUAAACGAUUACCACCAAACUACAGCUGUCGUCGUUCUCACACUGAACCAGGGAGAUCGUGUCUUCAUCCGUUUGGGGCAUGCUGAUGGACACGGGGCAAUAGUGAGUAACAGCGCACAGUAUACCGGGAUAUCAACCUUCUCAGGAUGGAAGCUAGACUGAGGAAUAAUAAAUGGACAUAAAUAUCAAAAUAAUUUCUAUUUCUGGCUUUGUUACACUUACUCCCGAUAAAAAA